This is a messenger RNA of Leptosia nina, 762 nucleotides long. Lineage: Eukaryota; Metazoa; Arthropoda; Insecta; Lepidoptera; Pieridae. The record is from the annotation of a GenBank genome assembly.
AUGUCCCGAAAAGACUUCGCCUUUAACCCGGUGCGCCUGAUCGAGGAAGUGAAGAAGCGGCCGUGCCUGUACGACCAGUGGGCCCAGCCUCCCGACAAAGGGGAAAAGCUGCAACUGUGGAAGGAAGUGGGCGCAGCCUUGUUUCCAGAUUGGACCACGUACGACCGCGCCACGGCUUACGACACGGUGCUGCAGCUGCAGAAGAAGUGGCGGUCGCUGCGAGACGCGUACAACAGGGAACUGCGAUCGCGAAAGUCGGGGGUCCGAGUGCAUCGCAGAGUCUACGUGUACUUUAAGAAGCUGAAAUUCCUCGGCGGAUUCGAUGGCGUCGUCAGCAGCGACUCAGACGACGAAGACGACCGCACGCGCGCAGUCCCCGCAGAAGAAAAAGAAGAGGAGGGCGACGUAGAAGAAGACGACGUGAAAACUGAGUUAUUCGAAGAAGUGUGGGUGAAGCCUAAGACGCGCAACCGGCGCUCUAAACGGCCGAGCUCAGCGUUGACCCCCGAGAGAGCGGCCGCGCCUUCGUUCUCGGGGGAGUCGGCGGACGAAGGGGACAGUGACAGACUGUUCCUCCUCUCGUUCCUUCCCGAGAUUAAGCCACUCCCGCCGAACAUCAAGAUGUGGGUUAGGGCCCAGAUCGCCAGCGUCAUGGAGGAGGCGGUCGCGGCCCACAUGAGCGACACGCAGCCUACCGCUUCCUUCGCCAGAAGACGACCGAUCAAGAGUCGAGGGUCGACUCCGACCGGCCUUCACACCUGA